Messenger RNA from Lottia gigantea (owl limpet), 1269 nucleotides. RefSeq lists its product as hypothetical. The transcript is spliced from 4 exons. NCBI's taxonomy places the organism in Eukaryota, Metazoa, Mollusca, Gastropoda, Lottiidae. The record is from RefSeq and is a predicted model, not a curated record. Bases 1 to 1269 code for a protein of 422 amino acids.
AUGCAGAAUCCAAUAGAAGCCUGUUUGAUCAUCCCAAUGAUGUUCUUGGUGCCCAUGAUCGAAUCUUCUAGUAUAGCUUGUUUACGAGACGGAGAUGAACCCUGUUCUGGACAUACACUGAUUUGUAAGGGUGGAAAAGUUAUAUGGAUUAUAGAUGCGGUGUAUGGAUACAGAAAGAGUUGCGGUCAACAAUUGGCACCAGUACAUAAGAAUUGUUCGUCAUUGUGUUGCCAAUAUUUGGAAGCUGAUUGCUUUGUGAAAUUCCCUGAGAGUGAGCUGCGAGAGGUUAAAUCAAAUUGUUCAGCAAAAGAAAAAUGUAAAAUUACAAAAUUUAUCUUUCAUAUUGCACAAAAUUAUUUAGAAUGUUUUUAUGUCAAUGCUUAUUCCAAAAUAGACUAUGAAUGCGUUAGUCGGAGAGAGUAUUACAUAUUGUCAUCCACGAUAUGGCCUUGGGUAGCCUCUACAAAGCCAUCGCCACCAGUACAGCCAUCAACUAGAAUCCAAAAGCCAAUACCCACAUCAACUACAAUUGUUCUUUCCCCAUUUCCGAGUGAACCAACCACUAAAACAAAUUCAAUCAAAGUUGCUGUUACAACAGUAAAAAGCAACAAAUACCAUCAGUCGAACAAACAACCCUCAGGAGCUGUAAUAGGGGGUAUAGUCAGUGGUGUUAUACUGAUGGUUGUUCUAAUAAUGAUUACUAUAUUCUUCAUUAAACGACACAGAAUGAAUCGGAAGCAAGCACCUAAGCGCCACAUGCCGAGAACUGUUUCUCGAGAAAUUCGAAUUUCAGCACCCAUUGCUCUUCAAAAUACCACAAUUACUACGAUUUGUAAUAGUCAGCAGACUUGUCGUAAUUCCAAUUCUAACUCUGAAUAUGAAAAUGUUGAAUUAGAAACUACAAUUGAUCCGACGCCCUCUACUGAUGAUGUUUAUUAUGAGUUAGGAACGGACCCGCCCCCCUUAGUGAGUGAUGUUUAUUAUCAGUUAGAAGCUGAAAGCUUGCAGACUUUCUAUUCACGCCUGGAUCCGGAAACACAAUUUGAGCUUCACUCUCCUGGUGCUGACGUCUAUAAUCAUUUAGGAGAGGAUAACUCUAAAAAAUCAAGUCUGGACCUAAGUGAUUAUAAUCAUACAAGUGAUUUUUGUGAAUACAGUGAUAAUUACCACCAUAUAAGCGCCGACGAAUUCAAAAGGCGGGAAGCAAAUUUGAUGGAUUGUGACUAUAACCAUAUUUAUGAUACUACUGAAGAGAACAAAUCUACAUAA